AUGGCUGGCGCAAACGCCCACGCGCCCAUGGCCGUCCCAGGCGGGCGCAUCAACGGCCACGACCACCGAGCAAACCUGCGCGACAUGGGCUUCGCCGGCCCGCGCAGCCCCCCAAACAACAAGAACACUUCACACGUGCCCUGCAAAUUCUACCGCCAGGGCGCAUGUCAGGCUGGCAAGGCCUGUCCCUUCCUGCACUCGGACGAGCCGCUGACGGAGCGCGCGCCCUGCAAGUACUUCACAAAGGGAAACUGCAAGUUUGGCCAAAAGUGCGCCCUCGCCCACAUCCUCCCCAACGGCCAUGUCGUCAACCGCGGAAACGCCGGUGGCCACUUUAGCCGCAUGAACAUUCCCCACCACCAGGAGCUGCCCAUGAACAGCUCGCUGCUCACCAUGCAGGCACACAUGGGCGGCAUGCAGCCCGGCUACCCCUACGCCAUCCAGGACGACUAUGUCGCCCAGAAGAACCAGUACGACAUGAUCCCCACCAUCGACACCACCUUCUCCUCGCACCCCGGCUCCAACUAUGGCUCGCCGCCAAACGACAAUAGCCGGCUCCCCAUCUCGCCCACGCAAAAGGGUCUCAGCGUCAUGGACGUGGGCCUGCCCGCCUCGUUUGACAGCCAGGGCGUCUCGACCAUGGCCCGAUACGGCCCCAUUGCCUCAUCUGUACCAGCCAAAUUCCUCGCAAAUUCGCCCCCGUCCUCGUACCACGCCGACUCGCCCGCGCUUCGAAAUCUGCACGACUCUGCAUUCGGUGAUGGCUCGCGAAGGGGAAUUGCGGGGCUGGGCUCUUCUCCCCCCGAAUCGGUGGAGCAGCCCGCGGGAAGAAGAGUGCUCCAUUCUGAGCUCGCCGCAAGCCGCUCUCGGGGCAUCAUGUCGUCGAGCCUGGGCGCCCGGCCCGCCUUCAAAGACGAGGACUGGGACGAAACCGACAUGAUUGGCAAAUUCGAGGAGGAUCUGCUGCCCAACUCGCUCAGUGACCUGCUAACCCCGCAGGAGAAGAUGCGACGCUUUUCUCGCGACCAGGGCGAGAACGAGAGCUCUUUCCCACAACGCGCCUCGCUAUCGCGGCUUGGCGUCUCACCAACCACAUCAGACCUCAAGUACGGGUCGCCCUCGGCAGCCACCGCCUCUCCCUCGCGCUUUCAGUCCAUGUGGGCCAAGCCCCGCGGACCGACGUACGACACCGGAUUCGAGACGGGCUCAUUGCCUGGACAGUCAGCCUUUGGCCAUGUUGGCUCCCCGCUGCGUAAUUCAAGCCUCCAUCCUGGUGCAAGCCCCUCGCUGCGCGCCAUCAGCCGUCCUACGACCGGAGAUGCGAGUCCCUACCUAUCUUCCCCUCCUCGCCAAGCAUCCAUGAGCAUGAUCAGUCAGCAACUACAGAGAACUCGCCUAUCCACUCGCGACGAAGCGAACAUCACGAGCAAUCCGAUGCACCCCGGCAUUAACCGCGUGGCGUCUACCAACAGCAUUGGGGGCUCGAGUGGGCGUCUUGGUGUGGAUCGUGCGGUUAGCAGCAGCAGCAUCAAUCGCGAGAGAAUUGAGGAAGAGCAGGGCCUUUUUAGCAUGGAAGAAGAGGAGGACCUCAAUAAGAGCAGAGACGGUGCCUCGACCACUUCGAGUACGAGCAACAAGCGCUUGAGCGGUCUAUCAUGGGGCAGCGGUGGUGGCAAGGCUAGCCCUAACCUCGCGCCUGUCGGUGGCCAUCGUACUGCUGGCUCGUCAGCUCUCGGAAAAGAGACGGGGGCUUGGGGAAAUAAUGCCUGAGCGAUCUGAUGAACCAACCUUGAGGGUCUUGCUGAAAAGCUACUCCCUCAUACUCUUCUUAUGCAGGCGACUCAUCUACGACACACGGAAAAUUUAGCGAUCCCCUCAUCUCGGGCCAACGGUUGGAAAAAAAAUUCAGCGUUUUCGGCGACUUGCAUCAGGAGGGGUAUAUGCUCUUACAUUUUAUCUGCUUAUUUCUUCUCCCUUUGUUCUUCUUGGGCAUACAUGAAAAAAAAAGUCUCUCUGGGCUUCGGCCU
Molecule: messenger RNA, 2027 nt
Organism: Exserohilum turcica Et28A
Lineage: Eukaryota; Fungi; Ascomycota; Dothideomycetes; Pleosporales; Pleosporaceae
Exons: 3
Coding region: 1-1770 (589 amino acids)
Biological process (GO): protein polyubiquitination
Molecular function (GO): metal ion binding; ubiquitin protein ligase activity
Source: RefSeq, a predicted model, not a curated record